Messenger RNA from Archocentrus centrarchus (flier cichlid), 2262 nucleotides. RefSeq lists its product as uncharacterized. The transcript is spliced from 6 exons. The coding region runs from base 233 to 907 and encodes 224 amino acids. The record is from RefSeq and is a predicted model, not a curated record. Lineage: Eukaryota; Metazoa; Chordata; Actinopteri; Cichliformes; Cichlidae.
AAGUGGGCAGAUGGCGUGAGGAAAAAAGAAAGAAGUGAAGCAGUGAAGGGUAAGCAGUAUGCAGGCUCACUUUUUAUGGACAGUGGGAGUAGAUGUGCCACAGCGGCUGGUCUUUCGGUGUCUACAUCUCAGGAGCUGAUCUGAACAAUAAAUAGGAUUUAUUUUUAAGCACCAGCAAAUAAUCUCCAAAUAAGGAAGCUGUCUGUAGAGCUGUUCAUUUUGAGAUUAAUUUAUGGAAGAAGAGACACUGAUUGGAACAAGAGUGACAAAAAGCAUGAAAGGAGAAAUGAGGAAUAGAAGGACUAUUUCUCAGAUCUGCUUGUUGCUUCUGACUGUGCUGCAGAUCAGCACACCUUCCUCAGCUCAGAGCAAUGGGACCACUGUUAGUACCACCACCACAACUCCAAACACUGCAGCUCUUGGGUACCGCACACAGCCAGCUGAUAUCUCAGUGGCUGUGGGAGAGCCUGCAGUGUUUGGCUGUGGCGUCCCCACGGCACAGCCAAUCCUCAUAUUCACCUUGUACGGGAGUUAUCGCAACUACAGCCUCACCUGCCCUCAUGGCCAUAUCGAAGACAUCCCCCAGGCUCUCCAUGGAAGUUGUGAAAUGAAGAAUGGAGAGUCUAAGGCUGUGUGGACACUCCAGGCAACUUCCUUCCCUGACAAUGGCACAAGAGUAGUUUGUCAGCAGUUGGGGAAUCCGCAAGCACUUUCUGCCAUCCUGAAUGUUUAUGAUAAUGGUGCAAGCAAUGCCAUUCUCAUUGGCUGUGUCAUUGGGGGUUUCUUUGGAGUCCUGUUGGUGGCUGCUUUGUUAUACAUCUUAUUGGUAAAAUCUGAGUCCUUCCAGGAAUGCUGUGGUGGGGGAGAGAUGGAAGAUGAUAUAACCAACAUAGUGUCAAAGGAUUAAAAAAAGAAAUAAAGCUAAGACUUUGUGUGAUAUGACAGUUUAAUCUUAGAAACUGGAACUGUUUCUGUUUUUUAAGUGAGAGCUGGACUGAGCCAAGGUCUGGACAUAAUAUUCUCCUAAAUGCUUGAGAUGGCAUUGCUUCAGUUCCUUGUUCUGCCUUCAGUUAUUAGAUCCUGCAAUUCACACUCUCACCAUAUAAAAAUAUGACAGAAAAACUACACCCCAAAAUGAUCCGACACGAUCGGCUUCACAACGGUGCCAUCAGAUUUUUAAAUGUAUUUUUGAUUGUUUGUGUUUGGUGCAAUGAUGUUUCUGAAACAGUUUAACAUGGGAAAAGCAGUAGUAGUAUGAUUGUAUUCACUUUUUAAAAUAUCAAGAGUUGUGGUCUAAGUAAAACGUUUGCCCACAUGUGAUUUUACAAAAUGUACCAGUAUUUAUGCAGGCUGACCAAGUGACUACAACAAUGAUUACAGAGAAGUUACACAAUGUCUGUGCAAAUGAAAAAGACAGCCACAGACAGCUGCUGGUUAAAAGGAGGAAUAUAAGUUAAGCUGAAUGAUGUACCGGCAGAUAUGAUGUAAAGUUGUUUCCUGCACUUUGAUCAAUUUGUUUUUAACUCUUGGUCUGCACUGUUACAUUGAAAGGAUGAGUCAUUUUGCAUUUUGUAUUGCUUCUUAUUGAUCUGCUGAUUUUGAAACUGUAAAUAUCUUUCCACUUCAGUGGAAAGUGGAAGGAAAAAGAAUUAAAUCAAGUAGAAAACAUGAAAAUGAGAGUUCAUUUUGCAUGCUAAAUGUAGUAAAACAUGGCACUGACAUUUCUUUUUGUCUCUGCUCUUUUCAUACAUGCGGUAUGUUUUACACUUUUAGACUUUUUUAUACUUUUGAAGGCUUUUAGUUGGAAGGUAAGCUACUAACUAAUGGGGGCACCACAUAUGCUUUUAGUACCCGGUUACGUACCUAUACUUUCACAGUUUGUCCACUUGGGGGAAGCACUUCCUCUGAGGAAAUAAACCUGUUCCUUUGAAGGUUUUUAAAAAAUGAUUGUGUAUAAAAAACUCUAAAUCAACAGCAUUUGCACUUGUUAAUCAAUUAAAAUGACACCGAAGACUCUGUUGUUUUGGGAUUUAUUGAAUGAAGUGAGUAUACAUAUUUAUUUAUUUGUCUGUCCAUAAAGGCAGCACAGAGUAGUGUUGCUCUUUGUUUUUAAAGUUUGUUGAACACUCAGGGUUGUAUUACUCUUUAAGCUUUGUGUGUAAGUGUGUGCAUGUGUUUGCUCUCUAUGCACUCUGCUUUGUCAUUUAAUUUUUUGAUACAUAUUUGCAUAUUUCUUUACAUAUUUUUUAUUAUUUUAUAAGA